AUGUGUAUGUUUAAAUUAUACUAUACCACUAUGACUUGUAGGAGUGGACCGAUUUAUAAGACUACAGAGAAAAAUAUUGACGAAACUAUGAUACGCAGUACCAUAUUCCUGGGUGUUUUUGUCGUGGCAUUUGCUGAGCACUGGACAGUGCUUAACAACAACACAAAAAGAUACUGCAUCAUCCUGGAUUCCGCCUCAGUGACAAUGACAGUCAAAUUCACAGGGAAGGAUGGUGUCGUAGAAACGUACAAUGCGGCAAUCAACGGAACACAUGAUGUGUCUGGAAACUGUCAAGAUACUUAUGGAAACCAAACCGCUCAAUCAGUUAAGGUAAGUUUCUUCCCUGCUGGAGAGGAAACACCAGCCAUCGCUGCUCAGCCAUGGGAACUAGAGCUCUUUUUUGGAUCUGAGGAGAAGACCUACGCAUUCGGACUGUUGGACUACUCUCUCACUACGGCUCCUGCACUAGGAAUGAACGCUUCGUCAAUCUAUAAAUUUACGAAGGCAAACGACCACAUAGAUCUCCAGGCUCAGGGCACAAACGCCUUUAAGUGUUCUGUCAGUGGUCUUGCUCUCUCGAAUGAUUCCAUUAUUGAGAUGAAAGAUGUUCGUGUUAUUGCAUUCGCGCAGUUGGAUCAGCCAAGCUUCCCGGAACAGCAGAUCUACGAGCAAUGUUUACUUGACUCUCGCACGUCUGAUAUUGUGCCGAUCGUCGUUGGUGCGUGUUUGGCUGGUCUAGUGGUGGUCGUACUAGUCGCCUAUCUCAUUGGGAGAGCCCGGGCCAAGCGUGAGGGAUAUGCUAGCGUCUAA
Necator americanus (New World hookworm) is the source of this 810-nucleotide messenger RNA. RefSeq lists its product as uncharacterized. Bases 1 to 810 code for a protein of 269 amino acids. NCBI's taxonomy places the organism in Eukaryota, Metazoa, Nematoda, Chromadorea, Rhabditida, Ancylostomatidae. The transcript is spliced from 8 exons. Gene Ontology annotation, cellular component: plasma membrane; lysosomal membrane; late endosome membrane. Gene Ontology annotation, biological process: establishment of protein localization to organelle. The record is from RefSeq and is a predicted model, not a curated record.